GUCCCUUGUCAUACCACACCAACGGCAUCCCUGACAGGCUGACACCGUAUGCUCCGAUAAAAAUAUGCUUCUGAAUUUUCCAAAGUACUAAUAGCAGGAACUGUCGCUGUGCUAACCACCGGAGAAGCGUUCGUUAAGGGCUCACUCAGCUUUCCGACAGACCACCAAGGCACCAAUACAAUCAAUCAUCACUCAUCAGCACACACCAUCUCAGCUCAAGAAAAACCGCUGCUUGAAGUGGCACUCAGGCAGCGUGCCGGCGUACACAAUCAGGCGGCAUAAAGAAUCCCCCCACCCGAGCUGAGUUCUUCCGAGAAGUCCAUCCGAUCCGACGCCGCCCUCCACUUUCCAGUUCGGCGCAAUGCAGCUCGCGAUGUCACCGGACAGCCUCCUCUUCUUCUGCUCCGUCGCGGCGUCGGCGGCCGCCGCCUUCGCCCUUGUCUCGCUGUACAGGCACCUCGCGCACCGGCGAGCCCAGGCCUCCUCAGACGACGGGCUCGUCGCCCUGGCGGCGGCUGGAGGCGAUGGCUCAGAGGAUGAGCUCCUGCCGCUGAGCGCCGCGGCGGCGGGGCUCCCCGCGUUCAUGUACAACCGGCUGGUCAGGCACAGCGGCAAGGGUGCCGGCUCGACCGAGUGCGCGGUCUGCCUCGGCACCAUCCAGGUCGGCGCCAUGGUGAAGCUGCUGCCGGCCUGCGGCCAUGUCUACCACCGCGACUGCAUCGACCUGUGGCUGUCAUCGCGCUGCACGUGCCCGCUCUGCCGGCGCAGGGUCGGCAACGCCGCCGCGCCCGGCCAGGAGCCAAGCCGGCAGCUCGCCCAACCUUCCCCAGCCUAGACCGUCUUCAAUUCUUCAGACCUGCAACCGAUGUUUCUACUAGGAUCUUUUUCCCCCUGCUUUGAGCUCUAAGAGCAAGAAGCGUGCAUGCUGUAGCGUUUCAUAUGGACAUGAUGUGGAUAAUGGUGCACUUAGCAAUUGUGCAUACAAGCUCUCACUGCAAAUUCGAGCAUAUUGACAUCAGCAUGUAAACUCGUGACACGGUGACGGUGAAAGACAAGACAAGACACCAGGUCAGAGAAAUCACCAACCAUGCUAGGAUUAACACAAAAGGCCAAAGCAAAACUGAGCAGAGAUCCCCUUUUUUUAUCUUCCCUCUUCCGCGGCCUCCCAAAAGCAAGCAGCAGACAUAAUAAAGAGAACCAAUUAUAUUCCA
Molecule: messenger RNA, 1211 nt
Organism: Panicum virgatum (switchgrass)
Lineage: Eukaryota; Viridiplantae; Streptophyta; Magnoliopsida; Poales; Poaceae
Product: RING-H2 finger protein ATL39-like
Exons: 1
Coding region: 362-835 (157 amino acids)
Source: RefSeq, a predicted model, not a curated record